Lucilia sericata (common green bottle fly) is the source of this 1965-nucleotide messenger RNA. It is a transcript of the gene ppk24, whose product is annotated as sodium channel protein Nach. Gene Ontology annotation, cellular component: membrane. The record is from RefSeq and is a predicted model, not a curated record. NCBI's taxonomy places the organism in Eukaryota, Metazoa, Arthropoda, Insecta, Diptera, Calliphoridae. Gene Ontology annotation, biological process: sodium ion transmembrane transport. Bases 1 to 1965 code for a protein of 654 amino acids. Gene Ontology annotation, molecular function: ligand-gated sodium channel activity. The transcript is spliced from 12 exons.
AUGGCGGUAUUGUGGUAUGAAAACAUUAUUGAUUCCAAAUUGUUGGAAGGUCGUUCCAUAGGAAGUCUCUUAGCAGUUAAUGUUUGGCAUGUAGUGGUUAAUGAGUUGGCAAUAAUACAAGAGGAAAUAAACAAUAAUGAACACCAUCAUGCCGAUGAAAUCCAUACGCCGUACAAGGAUUUGGAAUGGGUGUAUAUUGUUAUAGUAUUUUUUGAACCAAGUCCAAUAUCGACAAAAACCAGCGACUACUUAAUAAACAUGAAAACAUAUCCGUUGGCAUACCAAAACCAACAACAUCAGUUAAAACAACAACGCAAAAAACGUAAGCUACUAAAACAACAACAACAGAAACAAGAGCAGCAACAUAAAGUUGGUAAAGAGGAAACGGAUGUUGCACUUGUUGUUGGCCGGGCAGCAUGGUGGAUUCCUGUAUUGGCAGCAAACAACAAUAUGCGAAAUUUAACAUUCGCCGAAGCAUUGAGAGAUUUUCUACAAAAUGUUUCAUUUCAUUGUUAUGGAAAAUUAGUUGAAACAGGACGUCGUUAUCAAGAGAGACUAUUUUGGUUGGUUUUCCAUAUCGCAGCAUUGUCUACGCUAAUUAUUUUCCUCUUGAAUAAUCGCAAUACUGGCGGUCAACUAUUGACGACCACCAUAUAUGAUCCUUUGUAUCCCAUACGUAAAGUGCCAUUUCCAGCAGUUUCUAUUUGUUCAAUAAAUCGCAUCUCCAAUGCGUCUGCCACACGUUACGCUGAAGAACUUAAUAGAAAGGAUCCCCGUAAACGUGGAGUAAAUUACUUUUAUGAACAAAUUAAAAUGUUGCAAUACAACUAUUAUGUACAAGAUGACAUAAGCGAUUACUAUAAGGCACUGACAUUUCAAAGAUUUUUGGAUAUAUACGAUCGAGAGGAUUCAGAAUUGUUCUACAAUACCCGAAGACGAAUGGCUAAGCUUACACCCAACUGUUCAGAUAUUUUAGUACAAUGUCGUCUUGGUGGCAAAUAUAUUAAUUGUGCUGAAGAAUUUAAGGAAACAUUUACAUCGAAAGGUCUUUGUUGUACAUUUAAUAACAAUAAAAAGUAUUCAAAAGUACGUAGUUUUCGCAAACGUUAUUUUGGUGAAAGCUUAGGCUUAGUAUUGUUACUAAAGGCUCCACAUGACGAUGAUUUCUAUAAAAUACAUUCACCAUCAUUAUAUCCUGAUCAUUCAUCGGGUGGUGUUGAGGAACGUUUUGUACAAACAGGAAUUGAUACGUAUUUAGCAGUUACACCACGUAUUUUUGAAACUGUUAGUGAAGCAAGAUUUUUAAGACCUAAGGCGCGUAAUUGUUUAUUUAGUGAUGAACUUCCUCAUAUGUAUGGGAAUGGUUAUACUUUUAAUAGUUGUGUUACACUUUGUCGUAUACGAAGUAUUUUUGUUCUGUGCGGUUGUAUGCUUUUUCCAACACCCUAUGAAAAUUUAACCAAUCCUAUAGAUACGGUGUUCUGUAGUUUACAACAUAAGGAGUGUUUAAUGCGUUAUGAUUUUAAAUGGUAUAAUGUCAUAACACAAAGACAAAAUAUACGUGGUCUUGAACGUGAAAUGGAAGAUGCAUUAUAUUGUCCAGAUUGUUUACCCUCUUGUACGGAGACGAAGUUUAGUGUCCAAGUAAUGGGUUUGCCAUUAAAUGAAUACAAUAUGAAAUCAUUUCCUGAAUAUAAGAAAAAUUACUCCGAUUUGGCUUUGGUGCGUAUAUUUUUUGGGGAAACAAGUGCAAUUUACUUUAAAAGAGUAUUGGUGGAUUCGUGGUUCGAAAUAUUCAGUCAUGUUGGUAAUAUUUGCGGUAUUAUAGCUGGAUUUUCGUUAAUCGGCAUUUGUGAAGUACUUUUCUUUUGUAUACAACAGCUGUGUAGAGCCUAUAGGAAUGAAGCACAAUUGGAUGGAAAUCGUAGAUUUACUAGAGAUCAGCCCCUAAUGAUAUUACCAUGA